Molecule: messenger RNA, 627 nt
Organism: Aspergillus tanneri
Lineage: Eukaryota; Fungi; Ascomycota; Eurotiomycetes; Eurotiales; Aspergillaceae
Exons: 3
Coding region: 1-627 (208 amino acids)
Biological process (GO): carbohydrate metabolic process
Molecular function (GO): hydrolase activity, hydrolyzing O-glycosyl compounds
Source: RefSeq, a predicted model, not a curated record
AUGGUUCCACCAUUCCACAGUCUUCUUCAGCUUCCCCUAUCUGCCUUGUUACUGCGCGCUGCACAUACGGGUACCUUCACCAAUCCAUUGAAAGACCCCAAUGGAAGCGAUCCGUUUGUUGUCUACGUAGAAGGGCACUACUACCUGACGACCACUGCUUGGAGUAACGUGCAAAUCACUCGGGCCACCACGCUGGAGGGUUUAAAGACCGGUAAAACAAAGUUGUCUGGGGCGAUGACACUCCCUCUCGAUGCCGCAAUGACACCUGUACUACACCGCCGGAAGCAGCGACACUCUCGACAACCAGCGUUCCAACGCCCUACGGUUCUAACCCCCUGGGACACAUACGAAUAUCUCGGUCAACUCACGUCCGAAUGGGGUAUAGAUGGCGCGGUCCUGGCGAUCAACUCGAGGAACUACUUCGUGUGGUCGUGCAUGGCAGACGGGAUUCAAUCGCUCUACAUCGCUACACCUCAAAACUCCCCGACGAACAUAUCCCCGCAGCCGCUCGAGAAAUGGGAAAGAGUCGACGCCCCAGUCAAUGAGGGUCCCGCGCCGCUCUACCACGAUGGAAACACGUGGCUCUUUGUUCAUAUCUGCGAAUGGGACCUACGGUACUGCACAUAA